AUCUCCCACAUAACUCACUCCCCAACGCAGAGAUCCCUUUCCCUCUCUCUCUCUCUCUCUCACUCUGCGAUGACGUCCCAACAAAUCGCUCGCCACCGCGAGAACGCCGAGGUCUGCCACGGCGACGCCCUCUGCAGGCAGAAAUCCCAAGAGCUCCUCCAAAAAAUCAACAUGCCCAAGGGCCUCCUCCCCUUGGACGACCUAAUCGAGGUCGGCCACAACGAGUCCACCGGCUUCGUCUGGCUCACCCAGAAGAAGAAGAAGGACCACCUCUUCCGACGCAUCGGCCGCAAGGUCGCCUACGCCACCGAGGUCACCGCCUUCGUCGACGACCGCCGCAUGCGCCGCCUCACCGGGGUCAAGAGCAAGGAGCUCCUCAUCUGGGUUUCAAUUUCCGAAAUUUACAUCGACGACCCUGCUUCGGGGAAAAUUACGUUCGGCACCCCGACCGGGUUGUCGCGGACGUUCCCGGUCUCGGCAUUCGAGGAGGCAGAGAAAUGAAAACCCUAGACUAGAGAAAUGAAUCCCUAGACCAAACCGACUCUACUGAACCAAAUCGAGCCUUCUAUCCCAAUCAAAUGAAACCCUAGAAUAGGAGGAAAAUUUCUUGUUCUAGAUGUCUCUUAUCUGUUAUUACUGCUGGUAAUAUUUUAUGUUGUGUGAUUUCGGUUUAAAACAAUUUCAAUGAAUGUCAAUUUUAAUUUAAUCA
Messenger RNA from Rhododendron vialii, 709 nucleotides. RefSeq lists its product as uncharacterized. The transcript has a single exon. The record is from RefSeq and is a predicted model, not a curated record. Bases 70 to 501 code for a protein of 143 amino acids. Lineage: Eukaryota; Viridiplantae; Streptophyta; Magnoliopsida; Ericales; Ericaceae.